AUGUCUUCCAACGUGCUCAGCGCCCGCGACACCAAUGUGCAGAUGAAGCCUACGCCAUCUCCCGAGAAGGACCAGCUCAAGAGCCUCGAGUACCACCGCCAAGUGCUGAACUCACGCAUGAACGCGGAGCAGGCACAGCAGUACGUCUCACCUUCGGACGAGAUCAUGUCACCCGCCACGCAGAAGCUGGCAGCUUUCAAGACCAAGCACGCCAUGAAGAACUCGAAGCCACAGACUCUGUUUAAGAAGACGAGCUCCAGGAACUAUGAGACGUCCAAGGGCACUGCCAUGUUCGCCGACAUCCCGAAGAAGACGGCAGUCGAGAAGGUGUAA
Parastagonospora nodorum SN15 is the source of this 333-nucleotide messenger RNA. RefSeq lists its product as hypothetical. The transcript is spliced from 3 exons. The record is from RefSeq and is a predicted model, not a curated record. Lineage: Eukaryota; Fungi; Ascomycota; Dothideomycetes; Pleosporales; Phaeosphaeriaceae. Bases 1 to 333 code for a protein of 110 amino acids.